Molecule: messenger RNA, 321 nt
Organism: Dentiscutata erythropus
Lineage: Eukaryota; Fungi; Glomeromycota; Glomeromycetes; Diversisporales; Gigasporaceae
Source: the annotation of a GenBank genome assembly
AUGAGAAUAGAUUCUGCUAGCAGCAAUGCUGGCUAUGUUUUCAAAUUCUUGCUUUCAAGGUACACGAAAUCUAUCAAAAAUUCAAAUGAGUCAGAGUAUCAUAUUCUUUUAGAUAAUUUCAUGGAGGAUGUAAUCACUGUAUUGAAUUACCCUGAGUGGCCGGCUGCUGAAAUGAUAGUUCGAAUAUUUAGCAAAAUCAUGAUUGGCUAUAGAAAAGCAAAUAAUUAUACAAAAUCAAUAGCUAUUGACUAUUUAGGAAUCAUAGCUAGAUGUAUCAAAAAAUUUGCAAACACAGGUCUCAUCUCUGGUGAAGAUGUAUAG